UAAUAAAUGUAAUUCAAUAGGAAUUGACUUGUGCCGUUGAGAUCGGAUUAUGAUGGACCAACUUUUUCUGAAAUUCUUUAAUACCCAAAACUCAUAUUUUUUCUUUAAAUUUUCGACUUCUGUGAAAAAAGUUUUUGUGGGUAUGCGAUAAUUCUCUUAAAGUGAAAAAAGAAAUAUGGAGGAUCAAGUAAAGAAUGUGGUAGUAGUGGGAGUUAUUUCAUGGUCAAUAUCAUUUCUGUUGAUAAGAAAUUUUUUGCCAAACCGUUCUUUUGGAUUCUGCAAUCGACUUGUUUCUUCUAUGCAUGCAAUUCUAGCCGUGACUUUAGCUUCACUGUCUGUUGAAGAAUGGAGCUGCCCUGUUUGUCCUGUGGCUUCAAAUUCUUCUUCUAAACAGGUGACAACAUUAGCUGUGACUCUAUCUUAUCUUAUCUACGAUCUGAUAUGUUGUCAGUUUGACAAACAAUUUAGUCUUGAUAAUACCAUUCACCAUUUCGUUAGCAUUGUUGGAAUUGGCGCAUGUCUUGCCUAUGGAAAGAGUGGUUCAGAAUUGGUGGCUGCAUUGUGGGUAUCAGAACUCUCUACUCCUUUUCUACACUUCAGAGAACUCAUUAAAGAAUUAGGCUACAAAGAUACUGAUUUAAACUUGGCUGCUGAUAUUUCUUUUGCAGUAGUAUUUUCAGUUGCAAGGAUGGUACUGGGAUCUUAUGUAACUUGUGUUACUGUUGUAGCAAACAAUCCUCGUAUCAUACAGGCCAUGGCAGUGGGAUUGCUGCUCCUCAGCUCAUUCUGGUUCUACAAGAUUGUGAGAAUGAUCAAAUAUAAACUGAAAAGGAGGUCUUCGACAAACACAAAACUUGCUUGAAACUACAAGCAUAUUAUCAGUGGAUGCGCAGCUUGAGCAACAAAUAAAUUGCAACUAUUAUUAAGUAAUUUUCAAACUUCAACGAUUAUGCCAAGACUGAAUUUUGUUAUUGUUAGUUUAAUUACUUCAAUGAAGUUUAUAUUCUGAGA
Molecule: messenger RNA, 1011 nt
Organism: Humulus lupulus (European hop)
Lineage: Eukaryota; Viridiplantae; Streptophyta; Magnoliopsida; Rosales; Cannabaceae
Exons: 5
Coding region: 176-862 (228 amino acids)
Cellular component (GO): membrane
Source: RefSeq, a predicted model, not a curated record